Molecule: messenger RNA, 3795 nt
Organism: Dothidotthia symphoricarpi CBS 119687
Lineage: Eukaryota; Fungi; Ascomycota; Dothideomycetes; Pleosporales; Dothidotthiaceae
Product: RecF/RecN/SMC protein
Exons: 7
Coding region: 22-3561 (1179 amino acids)
Biological process (GO): chromosome organization
Cellular component (GO): chromosome
Molecular function (GO): ATP hydrolysis activity; ATP binding; protein binding
Source: RefSeq, a predicted model, not a curated record
ACAACAGCACAUGCAGCCACCAUGAGGAUUAUCGAACUAGUCAUAGAUGGCUACAAAUCGUACGCCGUCCGUACAGUCAUUUCUGGCUGGGACGACAGCUUCAACUCAAUCACGGGUCUGAACGGCUCCGGGAAGUCGAAUAUCUUAGAUGCGAUAUGUUUUGUACUGGGUAUAAACAAUUUGACAGUGGUUCGGGCGCAGAACCUGCAGGAUUUGAUAUACAAACGCGGUCAGGCAGGCGUCACAAAAGCCAGCGUCACCAUCGUGUUCGACAACCGCGACAAAUCGACCAGCCCUGUGGGCUUCGACGAACAUGCCCAGAUCUCAGUGACUAGACAGAUCGUACUUGGUGGAGCAAGCAAGUACCUCAUCAACGGGCACCGUGCGCAACAGCAGACUAUCCAGAAUCUCUUUCAGUCCGUACAGCUCAAUAUCAACAACCCCAACUUUCUCAUCAUGCAGGGACGGGUCACGAAAGUGUUGAACAUGAAACCCGUGGAGAUUCUGGCGAUGCUUGAAGAGGCUGCAGGAACACGCAUGUUCGAGGACAGACGAGACAAGGCGCACAAGACUAUGGCCAAGAAAGAGACGAAGGUGCAAGAACUUGCCGAACUCCUGCGAGACGAGAUCGAUCCCAAGCUCGAAAAGCUACGAUCAGAAAAGCGCGCGUUCUUGGAGUUCCAGCAAACACAGAGCGAUCUCGAGCGCUUGACGAAGCUAGUUGUAGCGCACGACUACGUACGAUAUAACGAGAUGUUACAGCAAUCUGCCGAUGAUCUCGAGGCCAAGAAACAGAGGACAAAGGAUAUUGAGGUGUCAGCGGUGCGCAUGAAAAAGGAGAUCGAGUUUUUGCAAGAAGAUAUCAAGAAGGUCAAGGCUUCAAGAGACAGUGAACUGCGCAAAGGCGGCCUGUUUCAAGGACUCGAAGACAGAGUCAAGAAACACUCACACGACAUUGUACGAUUGACAACGGUGCUUGACCUCAAGAACACCAGUAUGGCCGAAGAGUCCGACCGAAAGAAGGGCAUUGAGAAGAGCGUCAAGGAACUGGAAAAACAGCUGCAAGAGAAGACCAAGAUCUACGGGAAGCUGCAGGAAAAGUAUCAAACAGCCCACGACGAUUUGGCAAAACAAACAGAGGAGGUUGACAAGAAGGAAGAGUUGCUGCAAACGCUGCAAACGGGCGUCGCUUCGAGAGAAGGCCAAGAAAGCGGCUAUCAGGGUCAGUUGCAGGAUGCGAGGAAUCGCGCGAGCGCUGCUGCGACCCAGCAAGAACAAGCCAAACUCAGGAUAUCACAUUUCGAGAAACAGAUCAAAGAGGACGAACCGAAAGCCAAAAAGGCGAAAGAACAGAAUUCUGGUUUCAUCAAAGACCUAGAAGCAUUAAAGUCCCAGGCCAAGAAACUCGAGGCGGAUCUGGUCAAGCUGGGCUUCAACGAGGAACAAGAGACCGACAUGUACCAAAAAGAGUCGCAUUUGCAAGCUCGGAUCCGGGAGCUGAAACAACAAGCAGACGAACUCAGAAGGAGAGUUUCCAACAUCGAUUUUGCUUACAGUGAUCCGUCUCCCAACUUCGACAGAUCUCGUGUCAAGGGCCUUGUCGCCCAGCUUUUCACACUGGAUAAGCAGCACACUCAGGCUGGCACUGCUUUAGAGAUUUGUGCUGGCGGAAGACUUUACAACGUUGUUGUCGACUCUGCUGCCACCGGCAAACAGCUCCUCGAAAAUGGCAGGCUCAAGAAGAGAGUUACAAUCAUUCCCCUCAAUAAGAUUGCGGCUUUCCGAGCGUCUGCGCAAAAGAUCGGAGCUGCGCAAAACAUUGCUCCUGGGAAGGUCGAUUUGGCGCUUUCAUUAAUAGGUUACGACAACGAGGUUACCGCAGCCAUGGAGUACGUGUUUGGCUCGACGCUUGUGUGCAAUGAUGCCGAAACCGCUAAACGUGUGACAUUCGAUCCUGAUGUACGAAUGAAGAGUGUCACCCUGCAAGGCGACACAUACGAUCCCGCUGGUGUCUUGUCUGGUGGCAGUGCUCCACAAUCUAGUGGAGUUCUGAUCACUAUGCAGAAACUCAACGAGCUUACGACAGAACUCAAGUCACACGAAUCACAACUUGCGUCGCUCCAGGCUACUAUUGCUAGGGAAAAGAAAAAAUUGGAUGCUGCACGCAAGACCAAGCAAGACCUCGACCUUAAAAAGCAUGAAAUCAAGCUUGCUGAGGAGCAGAUCGGCGGUAACUCGUCAUCAUCUAUCAUCCAAGCUAUUGAGGAAAUGAAGCAAAGCAUUGUCCAGCUUCGGGAGGAUAUUAAAGAUGCAAAGGCACGGCAAGACGAGGCGAACAAAGACAUCAAGCGUAUCGAGCGUGAUAUGAGCGAGUUCAACAGCAACAAGGGUAGUAAGCUAGCUGAGUUACAAUCUUCUCUAGACAAGUUGAAGAAGGCCUUGAGUAAGAACACGGCAUCCAUCAAACCGCUUCAAUCCGAGAUGAGGGAGGCUAUGGUGGAUUCCGAACAGUGCGGCAGCGACCUUGCAGCAGCACAGGAACAACUCGAGGACGUUCAAACAACACUCAACACACAACAAGAGGAGAUUGAUGAAUUGUUAGCGGAACAGGCUCAAGCUAAGGAUGCACAUGACCUAGCUCAGGCCAACUUGGCCGACGAGCAAGCGAAGCUGAGUGGCUUUGACGAAGAACUUCACGCUCUUGAAGACGCGAUACGCUCGAAGAACUCGUCGAUCACAGAAGGAGGUCUUGAAAAGCAAAGGAUUGGUCAUGAGAUCGAGAAAUUUCACAAGGAGCAAGAAGGUGCAUCGGCUCACAUACAGAGACUCGAAAAGGAACAUGAAUUCAUCGCUAGCGACUCUGAACUCUUUGGACGACCCGGCACAGUGUAUGAUUUUGGCGGUGCGAAUAUCGCGGAUUGCAAGUCGAGAGAAAAGGCAGCGAAAGAGCAAGUCCAGCAGAAGAAAAACAAGAUCAACCCCAAGGUCAUGGCCAUGAUUGACAAUGUUGAGAAGAAGGAAGCCAGUCUCAAGAAGAACAUGCAAACCGUCGUCCGGGACAAGAAGAAGAUCGAGGAGACCAUUGUCAAGCUUGAUGAAUACAAGAAGGAAGCACUACAUAAGACUUGGACCAAGGUCAAUGGUGACUUUGGAAACAUAUUUAACGAGCUUUUACCGGGCAGCUUUGCGAAACUGGAUCCUCCCGAAGGAAAGGCCAUCUCCGAUGGUCUCGAAGUCAAGGUCAUGUUGGGCAAGGUGUGGAAGCAGUCUCUGACCGAGCUUAGUGGUGGACAACGCUCCCUAAUCGCCCUCUCACUCAUCAUGGCGCUACUGCAGUUCAAACCUGCUCCGAUGUAUAUUCUGGACGAAGUUGACGCUGCGCUUGACUUGUCUCAUACGCAAAACAUCGGUCGCCUCAUUAAAACAAGGUUUAAGGGCUCGCAGUUCAUCGUCGUGAGUCUCAAAGACGGCAUGUUCCAAAACGCGAACCGAAUCUUUCGCACUCGCUUUGUCGACGGUACUAGCGUUGUUCAGGCCCUGACAGCUGCUGAUUUGAGGUAACGAAGGUGUGUGACGUUUCAUGAGCUAUGGUUUGGGUAUGUGGUGUCUACGGAGUACAUGAGUUGGAUCGGUCUGGAUACUAGAUAUGACGAUUGCAUAGCUCGGCGUUAGUGCUCAGGUGGGUACUCGUUGUCUACGGCGCUAAUGUCAGGUUUGGAAGUUGCGAAUGUACAUCUACAGUGUAAGUGGUCGCUGCUUGAUUAAGACCUCUUGUCGUGUAUAGCGCCUUCCUGA